Laccaria bicolor S238N-H82 is the source of this 780-nucleotide messenger RNA. RefSeq lists its product as uncharacterized. NCBI's taxonomy places the organism in Eukaryota, Fungi, Basidiomycota, Agaricomycetes, Agaricales, Hydnangiaceae. Bases 1 to 780 code for a protein of 259 amino acids. The transcript has 3 exons. The record is from RefSeq and is a predicted model, not a curated record.
AUGCUAGCUGCAUGCGGAAGUUACUUCGGUGAAUAUCACAGAUCGUCGUCAGCGCCAUCUACCCCACCCCCACUCCCUGGAAUUGGCCAAGCCUUGGGGAAAUACACACAAGGCAACGCAACGAUCAUCAUCGCUGGGAGGAAUCGCGCCACCGCUGAUGCCAUCAUCGCCAAACUCCCCAAGCCAGCGACCCCUGGUGUCUCUCACGAGUUCAUCGAAUGCGAUGCGACCCUCAUGAAGAACGUACAUGCUACGACCAAGGAAAUCCUCUCGCGCCAUCCGAAGAUAAACUUCCUGGUCAUGUCCCCUGGGUACAUGACGUUGAAGGGUCGAGAUGAGACGGAGGAGGCGAUCGAUCGGAAGUUGGCGCUGAAUUACUAUGCCAGGUGGACUUUUGCGAAUGGGUUGCCGCCUGCGUUAAAAAGAGCAAAGGAAGACGGGGAGGACGCGAAAGUGUGUUCGGUGUUGGGCGCUGGGAAGGGUGGGGAGAUUGACGUUGAGGAUUUGGGAUUGAAAAAGUCAUUCUCUGUGGCCAAAGCCGAACUCGCUGAACGAAAUCAAGACCUCACCUUUAUCCACGGUUUCGUCCGCACUAACCUUCUAUCCUCCGCUCAAUCGGCGAUCCUCCGAGCGGCCUCCGGUAUCAUAAGUGGUCUGACAUACGCAGUUUCGACGGCCCCUGAAGAUUGCGCCGAGUAUAUGUGGCAUGGGAUAUUCAAUAGCACCAAAGGUGCAUUCGGCAGAGCCUCGGAGGCUUUGCCGAAGUUCCUUUAUUUAUAA